UCGUGACAGUGGAGGUACAACAAACAGUUCUCAGCUUACUGAUAAGUCCAUAACGUACAGGAAAAAAAAUUGUCGGAAUGAAAUUGAAAUAAAUGCAGCAAUUAGAAAAAGUGGUAAAAGAGUAAGAAAUAAAAUUCAUGCUUGUUACUACUGUAGUAAGCAAGUUAUACUUAUGGCAAGACACUUUGAAACCGUUCAUUCCGAAGAAUCAGAAGUAAAAAAAUGUUUACUUCAUCCCAAGGGUUCUCAAAAGAGAAAGCAAGCUUUCUUAGAAUUGAUUAGGGUGGGAGACUUCUAUCACAAUUGCAACGUUCUUUCUACAAAAAAAGGUCAGCUGAUAGUAAUUAGACGGCCAACAGCAGAUGAAGCACAAUUUGUUAGUGAUAUCAAUUAUGGUCCUUGUCCCAACUGUCUAGGAUUUUUAUUGAAAAAACAUAUCUGGCAUCAUGUGAAAUAUACAUGCAAGGAAAAAGUUAAUAUUGAUGACCAGAAAGAAUCCCGUCAUGUUAUUGCCGAAAGCAAUGCUCUCGUAGCUGAUAUAUUCGGAAUUGGUUUUACUAAAGAUUUCACAAAUUCAAUAAUAGCAAAGUUUAAAAACGAUGAAAUUGGUAACACCUGCAACAAUGAUAUUUUGAUAUUGAAAUAUGGAGCCAUGCAGUACGAGAAGUAUGGUGAUACUCAAAACGAGUUAAUAAGACAAACCAUGAGGCAGCUAGCUCGUUUAGUUAUAUCCCUUAAGAGAUUAACUAACAGUAGGUCGCAAACGCUUGGCGAUUUUCUGGUUCCUGAGAAAUUCGAUGUGGUUGUUCAAGCAACUAAAGACAUUAGUAUGACCACGGUAGCUAGUAGUAACUGUAGACCAGAAUUUCAUACUCCGAGUUUAGCUUUAAAAUUGGGUUAUGCUCUUAAGAAAUGUGUGGCUAUUCAGAGAGGCAGUGCUUUAAGAGCAGGAAAUAUGACAAAAAACAAGUCAUUGUUAUCAUUCCUUCAGCUGAUGAAAAUGGAAUGGAGCAUACGAAUAUCUUCCAAUGCUAUAUCCACACUUUACCGAAGAAAAUUGAAUUCCACUCAACUUUUGCCAAUUACGACCGAUUUAGUGAAACUUAGUAAUUAUAUCGAUACAAACAUGUUAAAGGCUAAACAAGAAUUAAUGCAAGACUACACUAAUAAUUAUAAGUGGACACGGCUUGCAACAUUAACUUUAUCUAGAAUAAUAUUGUUUAAUAAACGCAGAUCGGGUGAAGCAGCAAAAAUGAAGCUAACUGAUUAUAUUUCCCGACCAACUUGGGCAGAGCAAAAUACGGACGAAAUAAAAAAUUCUCUCACAAUAAUCGAAAAAAAACUGGCAGAGUCAUUGACAGUAGUGGAAAUUGAAGGGAAACGUGGCAAAAAGGUCCCAGUAAUCCUAACUCCAAAUACGAAACAAUGUAUUGAUAUUUUGAUUCAACAUAGAGUUACAUGUGGUAUUUCAAGUCAAAAUGUAUACAUUUUCGCCAGAUCUAAUCCAUCUAGUUCAAAUCUUAGGGGGCAUGAUUGCUUGAAAAAAAUAUGUGAAGAAAUUGAUUUGCAGAAUCCUUCAGCAAUAACGGGAACAAAGUUGCGUAAAUAUGUAGCAACUGUAUGUCAACUAUUUGACAUGUCAGAAAAUCAAUAUGACUGGUUAGCUCGUCACUUAGGUCAUGACAUCAAAGUACAUCGUGAUUUUUACAGAAUGCACGAAAGUGCGAUUGAACUCACCAAAGUAAGUCGAUUGCUUAUAGCUGUUGAUAAAGGUGAAGUGAACAAGUUUGCUGGAAAAUCUAUUGACGAAAUAGAAAUUAAAGAUCUGCCUACUUUAGAAGAAGAUGAGGAAGAAGAACCAGAAGCUGAACCGGAAGGUGAAGCAGGAAUUGAUGAUGAUGAAAAUGUUCAGACCAUUCACAAAACAAAAUGUAAGUGAUUAUUUGAACAAUCUUAAGUCAAAACUAAAAAAAAACAGUCAACAAUAUAUGUAAUAUUUCAGUUGUAAUCUGAGGUAACUGGGGCGUUGUAAAAACAUGCCAAAUUAAAAUGAGAAUACUAUUUUUUGCUAGCAAUAUAAUUUAUUAAUUUAUUGUUUAUUGAUUUUUUUAGUAACCAAAGCAAAAAAGUCCAAAAAGAUUUCCAGAGGUCCAGUUCCAUGGACGAAUCAAGAAAAGGAAGCCGUCUGCAAUUAUUUUAAACUUAAUAUUAAGAAGGGAAUUGUACCAAACAAAAAAGAAUGUGAGAAAUGCAUUGAGCUACAUCCCAUAUUAGUUGAAAGAUGUUGGUCAAAGAUUAAAUUUUGUGUUAAAAAUGAAAUUACUAAACUUAUGCGCAUUAAAAAUAGCAAAAAGUAACUAAUAAUGCUGGAUUUUUAGAUGUCCUAGCAGUUUUAUUUCAAGGUUUUACAUUAAUUUCUUGGUCCUAAUAAGACUAGAUUUAUUUGAAUUAUUCACCAAGCAUUUUUUAUGUUUCAAGUGUUAUUGAAUGCAUAAUCGUUAUUUUAAUUUACAUUUAAUUUUACAAUUUUUUAAUUUAGAUAUUUCAGUUUAUUUAAAGUAUUGUUCAGAAUUAACAACAAUAAUAUUUUAAUCCUAGUUUUGUAACUCAUCAAAUAAACAAAAAAAUUAAUGUAGAUCCUACCUAACUGUGACACUUUGUAAAACACUUAAUUCCUAGAAUAACUGUAUCUUACUCAUUUCUAGUAUAAACUACAUUGAUACCGAUACGUGCUUAAUAUAAAAUUUUUCUAAAUAUAUCUAGAUUUUUUCUUAAACAUGGCAACACUGCUUUCCAAACACAUUUAAUUUUUUAAUACUUAUGGCAACCUAUGUUACACACGAUCACAUAUCUAGAUACUUCUGGCAACUUUUUUACACACUAUCGGUUGAAGCAUAUUUGUGGUUCCGUUGCCACAAGUGAUAUAUAUGCAUAGCUUCGACAAAACGGAGUGUAAAUCAAUGGUUUCUAUACACAAAGAUUUCUCUUCGUCACGGUACUAUGUUUCUGACAUCUUCUCAAUUUAACCACAAUUGGGGCUUAUGCACACGUUGCCAUAAAUAUUG
Messenger RNA from Diabrotica virgifera virgifera (western corn rootworm), 3065 nucleotides. RefSeq lists its product as uncharacterized. The record is from RefSeq and is a predicted model, not a curated record. The transcript has 2 exons. NCBI's taxonomy places the organism in Eukaryota, Metazoa, Arthropoda, Insecta, Coleoptera, Chrysomelidae. Bases 173 to 1939 code for a protein of 588 amino acids.